Messenger RNA from Parus major (Great Tit), 1711 nucleotides. RefSeq names its product nudix hydrolase 5 (gene NUDT5). The transcript has 10 exons. The coding region runs from base 127 to 789 and encodes 220 amino acids. Gene Ontology annotation, cellular component: nucleus. The record is from RefSeq and is a predicted model, not a curated record. Gene Ontology annotation, molecular function: ADP-ribose diphosphatase activity. Gene Ontology annotation, biological process: ribose phosphate metabolic process; nucleoside phosphate metabolic process. NCBI's taxonomy places the organism in Eukaryota, Metazoa, Chordata, Aves, Passeriformes, Paridae.
CUCAGCGCUGCCCGGUGCCGGCCCCGCUCGGCGGCCGCGCCCCGGAGCGUCCCGCACGCUGCCUUCGCUCUGCCCUGCCCCGAGCCAAGGAAUAGCUGAGAGGGGAAAAACCUGACAUUCCUGAAAAUGGCAGCUGAGACAUCCACAGAAGUUGCAAAAACAGCUAAACAAUUCGUCCUUAAGGAAGAGGUAAUCGUAGAAAGAAAAUGGUUGAAGCUUGCAGAAACAACUUACACUGAUCCAUUUGGGAAAACCAGAACUUGGGAAACUGUAAAGCGUACUGGCAACAAAAAGGGAGUUACAGCUGAUGGUGUAGCAGUGAUAGCAGUGCUACAGAGAACCCUGCACUAUGACUGCAUUGUCCUGGUGAAACAGUUCAGGCCCCCAAUCAAUGGCUACUGCUUGGAAUUUCCUGCAGGCCUCAUUGAGGAAAACGAGUCAGCAGAAAAUGCUGCGCUUCGAGAGCUGAAGGAAGAAACUGGGUACAAGGGGGAAGUCAUUGAAUGUACUCCAGCUCUCUGCUUGGACCCAGGAAUGUCAAACAGCACAACACACAUUGUGAGCGUCAUCAUUAAUGGAGAUGAGGCUGAGAACACAAGACCUAAGCAAAACCUUGAUGAUGGAGAAUUUGUGGAAGUUGUUUCACUUCCAAAGAAUGACCUACUUCAAAGAAUUGAUGAACUAGUAGCAGAGGAACAUCUGGCUGUAGAUGCCAGGGUUUAUACUUACGCGUUGGCUCUGAAGCGUGCAGCAGAAAAGCCGCUCCAAGUUCCUUUCAUGAAGUUCUAGAACUGGGCAAUGAGGAAUUUAAUUUGAAACUGCCCAAGUUGGAUGGCUUAGAAGUACAAGUCUUCUUGUAAUCAAGGUCCUUUGCUUUACUCGCAGAAAAAAAAAAAAAAAAGUGUUUGUAGUAAUGAUUCUGGUAUUUUUAUUUGGAAUUAUGUAACUGACAAGAUGCAUUUCUUUGAGCUGCUCUAUCAAGCCUUGACAGAAUAUCAAUAAUAAAAAUACUGUUUGAUUUUCAAAAUGGCUCAUUUCUAAAUAGAUUCCUCUCUGCAUUUACAGUUCAGUGUAGGAAAGAUGCUUAGGUAACCAUGGUUGGUGCUGUAAGACCAAGGUUCCAAAGGAGGCAGAGGCAGAAGAGCGCAGGUCUCUCACAGCACUCUGACAACUCCUAACACCUGGAGAGGAGAGAGCUCAUGGUGGUCUGCAGCUUUUUUAUGAUGGGCAGCAGAGGGGCUGGCACUGAUUUCUUCUCUCUAGUGACCAGUGAUAGGAGCCAUGGGAAUGGCCUGAAGUUGUACCAGGGGCAGUUUAAGCUGGAGAUCGGGAAAGGGUUCUUCACCCAGAGGGUGGCUGGGCACUGGACCAGGCUCCUCAGGGAAGUGGCCACAGCACUGAGCCUGACAGUUCAAGCUGUGUUUGGACAACACUCUUGGGGCACAUGGUGGGAUUCUUGGGAUGUCCUGCACAAGGCCAGGAGCUGGACUCAAUGAGUCUUGUGGGUCCCUUCCAAAUCAAAAAUCAUAGAAUUGUAGAAUAUCCUAUUAAGUAGUAAUUUCUCUGAGAGGAAUAGGGACAGAAGCACAGGAACACUGUGUGAAUACUCUGGUUGAAGUAAUUGAAAUGACAAUUUAAAGAACUUCCUGUUAUGAUUUAGACAUGAUGUUUCCUUCUCCCUGCACUAAAUAAACUAUGCAGAAAGCGACAA